AUGGGUUGGGUCGCAGACACUGUUCGCUCCAUCAGUUCCAUUCAACUCAGACAAGUAUUCAGCCAGUUCAUCACUCUCGGCCUGAUUGCAGCAUCAGCGCUCGUGAUAUGGAAAGGGUUAAUCUGUGUUAGCGGCAGUGAAUCACCCCUCGUCGUUGUUAUUUCUGGAAGUAUGGAACCUGGUUUCCGUCGAGGUGACAUUUUGUUCUUGCACAUGGGCAAGAAUCCCAUUCGUGCAGGAGAUAUUGUGGUUUACAAUAUAGAUGGAAAAGACAUUCCAAUUGUUCACCGAGUAAUUGAGGUUCGUGAACGUCAAAAUACCGAAGAAACUUAUAUCCUCACAAAAGGAGACAACAACCCUUUGGAUGACAGGGUUAUGUAUAAUCCUGGCCAGAAGUGGUUGCAAAAUCAUCACAUAAUGGGAAGAGCUGUCGGGUUCUUGCCUUAUGUUGGUUGGGCAACGAUAAUAAUGACUGAUAUGCCUAUUCUCAAGUAUACACUGAUUGGGGCAUUAGGAUUGCUAGUUUUAACUAAGAAGGAAUAA
Messenger RNA from Sphenostylis stenocarpa, 543 nucleotides. The record is from the annotation of a GenBank genome assembly. NCBI's taxonomy places the organism in Eukaryota, Viridiplantae, Streptophyta, Magnoliopsida, Fabales, Fabaceae.